Messenger RNA from Melospiza melodia melodia, 1251 nucleotides. RefSeq names its product paired box 9 (gene PAX9). The transcript is spliced from 4 exons. Bases 1 to 1251 code for a protein of 416 amino acids. Gene Ontology annotation, molecular function: DNA-binding transcription factor activity, RNA polymerase II-specific; RNA polymerase II cis-regulatory region sequence-specific DNA binding. The record is from RefSeq and is a predicted model, not a curated record. NCBI's taxonomy places the organism in Eukaryota, Metazoa, Chordata, Aves, Passeriformes, Passerellidae. Gene Ontology annotation, biological process: anatomical structure development; regulation of transcription by RNA polymerase II.
AUGAAGAGCAGCUCAGACGCCUCUUUCUGUGCCGUCCGCCGUGUCCGACGGCUGUUUGUGCAUUUGCUUGCAGAACCCGCCUUCGGGGAAGUGAACCAGCUCGGGGGGGUGUUUGUCAACGGGAGACCCCUGCCCAAUGCCAUCAGGCUGCGGAUUGUGGAACUGGCGCAACUGGGUAUCAGGCCGUGCGACAUCAGCCGGCAGCUCCGCGUUUCCCACGGCUGUGUCAGCAAAAUCCUGGCUCGCUACAACGAGACCGGCUCCAUCCUACCGGGGGCUAUCGGCGGCAGCAAGCCUCGGGUCACCACCCCCACGGUGGUAAAACAUAUCCGGACCUACAAACAAAGGGAUCCGGGCAUCUUCGCCUGGGAGAUCCGGGAUCGCCUGCUGGCCGACGGCGUGUGUGACAAGUACAACGUGCCGUCGGUCAGCUCCAUCAGCCGCAUCCUCCGGAACAAAAUCGGGAACCUGUCUCAGCAGAGUCACUACGAGUCUUACAAGCAGCACCAGCCGCCCCCACAGCCUGCUCUGUCCUACAACCACAUCUACCCCUACCCCAGCCCCAUCGCUGCUGCAGGAGCCAAGGUGUCCACCCCUCCCGGGGUGCCGGCGAUCCCCAGCACCAUGGCCAUGCCCAGGACGUGGCCGUCCUCUCACUCGGUGACGGACAUCCUGGGGAUCCGGUCCAUCACAGACCAAGCAGUGAAUGACACUUCGCCUUACCCCAGCCCCAAGGUGGAGGAAUGGAGCAGCUUGGGCCGAAACAGCUUCCACCCGCCGAGCCAGCACGCCGUGAACGGGCUGGAGAAGAGCUCCCUCGAGCAGGAGGCCAAGUACAGCCAGGUGAUCUGGAUGGCACCCAAUUCGAACCCCAUUUGUGAGACCUGCCUCUUACUGGCCACCUGCUUCCACGGCCAAAACACAGUGCCCUGUCCACCAACCCACAUGGCUUCAGGGCACUCCACCCGGAUGAAACUAAUAAAGAAAGUCAGAGAGGCUCCCAAUGGCCUCCCAGCCGUCAGCAGUUUCGUGUCCGCGCCGGCCAUGCCUCCGUACGCCACGCCGGCCCAGGUGUCACCUUACAUGACGUACAGCGCCACUCCAUCCAGCUACAUGGCGAGCCACGGCUGGCAGCACGCCGGGGGCACCCCGCUGUCUCCCCACAGCUGCGACAUCCCCGCCUCGCUGGCCUUCAAGGGCAUGCAGACUGCCAGGGAGGGCGGCCACUCCGUCACGGCCUCCGCUCUCUGA